Molecule: messenger RNA, 4328 nt
Organism: Nannospalax galili (Upper Galilee mountains blind mole rat)
Lineage: Eukaryota; Metazoa; Chordata; Mammalia; Rodentia; Spalacidae
Gene: Lrpprc
Product: leucine rich pentatricopeptide repeat containing
Exons: 38
Coding region: 55-4230 (1391 amino acids)
Molecular function (GO): protein binding
Source: RefSeq, a predicted model, not a curated record
GCUCCUCCUGUCCUUCUGCAGGAGCGUGCAUCCCACCGUAGGGUCGGCAGAGCUAUGGCAGCCCUUCUGAGACCCGCGCGCUGGCUGCUGGCGGCAGGGGCGUCCCGGCGCCUGCCGCUGUACCUGCGCCUCUUCGCGGGCGGCCCGGGCCGGCCGUCCAGCGUCUCCCGGCUGACGGCCGCGGAUGUGCGGCCCGCUGCGGGAGUGCUACCGAGCCAAGCCAGGCUAUACACCAUUGUUGCUGAAAAAAAGGAUCUUUCAGAGGAGCCCCCCUCCCUGAAAAGGAACUCCAGUCAGUUUGAUUGGGCUCUAAUGAGACUGGAUAAUUCUGUGCGAAGAACUGGUCGCAUUACAAAGAAGCUUCUACAGAGAGUGUUUGAAAGCACAUGUCGCUCAGGUAGCCCAGGAGGUAAUCAAGCCUUGCUUCUAUUGCGAAGCUGUGGUUCUCUCUUGCCCGAACUGAGUCUCACAGAGAGAACAGAAUUUGCCCAUAAGAUAUGGAACAAACUUCAGAAAUUAGGUACUAUCUAUGAUGUAAGUCACUACAAUGCUUUACUUAAAGUCUAUCUUCAAAAUGAACAUAAGUUCUCACCUACUGAUUUCCUCACAAAGAUGGAGGAAGCACACAUUCAGCCAAACCGAGUAACAUACCAGAGGCUGAUUGCUGCUUACUGUAACACAGGAGAUAUGGAAGGUGCCAGCAAGAUUCUUGGAUUUAUGAAAACCAAGGACCUCCCAAUCACAGAGGCAGUGUUCAGUGCUCUUGUUACAGGGCAUGCAAGAGCUGGAGAUAUGGAGAAUGCAGAAAAUAUUCUCACAGUGAUGAAAGAUGCUGGCAUUGAGCCUGGACCAGACACAUACCUGGCAUUACUGAACGCAUAUGCCGAGAAGGGUAACAUUGACCAUGUUAAACAGAUUCUGGAGAAUGUAGAGAAAUCAGAUCAUUGCCUUAUGGACCGUGAUUUAUUGCAAAUUAUCGUCAGCUUUAGUAAAGCUGGAUAUCCUCAAUAUGUCUCAGAAAUUUUGGAUAAAGUUACCUAUGAAAGAAGAUAUAUUCCAGAUGCAAUGAACCUCAUUUUGCUUUUAGUCACUAAGAAAUUGGAAGAUACAGCAUUCCAAAUUUUAUUAGCAUUACCUAUAUCAAAUGAAGACAAUGAAAAUGAUUUUGGCAGUUUUUUUUUACAGCACUGCGUGACUAUGGAUACGCCUGCUGAGAAGCUGAUAGACUACUGUAAGAAGUUAAAGGAAGCCAAGAUGCACAGUUCUUCUUUGCACUUCACCCUCCAUUGUGCUUUGCUAGCCAAUAAAGCCGAUUUGGCAAAAGCACUGAUGAAGGUUUUAAAGGAAGAAGGCUUUCCCAUCCGGUUUCACUAUUUUUGGCCAUUGCUAAUUGCACAUCAGAAGAGAAAAGAUGUUCAAGGUAUAAUUGACAUUUUAAAAAUAAUGAAGGAAAUGGGAGUAGAUCCUAAUCAGGAAACAUAUGUAAAUUAUGUAUUUCCAUGCUUUGAUGAUAUAAAGUCAGUACGUGCUGCUUUGCAGGAAAAUGAAUGUCUACCUAAUAGUAAUACACUUUAUCAGGCUGAAGUGAGGAGCGAAGCUCUGAAUGGGAACUUAGACAGCAUUCUGUCACUUCUGGAAUCAAAUAUAUCGCCUUUCCCAUUUAAUUCUUUGAGAGGCAGCCUAAUUCUAGGCUUUCGGAGGUCUAUGAAUGUAGAUCUUUGGAGUAAGAUAACAGAAUUGUUGUACAAGGAUGGACGUUAUUGCCAGGAGCCUCCAGGACCAACGGAAGCUGUUGGCUAUUUUCUUUAUAACUUGAUUGACAGCAUGAGUGACUCAGAGGUACAGGCCAAGGAGGAGCAUUUGAGACAAUACUUCCAUCAGCUGAAGAAGAUGAAUAUUAAAGUUUCUGAAAACAUCUUCAGAGGCAUUCGUAAUCUGCUGGAGGGCUACCAUGUUCCUGAAUUGAUUAAGGAUGUUAAGGUUCUGGUUGACACAGAGAAGAUAGAUUCUCGAAAAACUCCACAGCUUACUUCAUCUGAUUUGGAAUCAACACUUGAAAAACUCAAAGUUGGAAACCAACCAAUAGGAGAUGUCCUAAAACAACUCAUCCUACUGCUUUGUUCAGAAGAGAAUAUGGAAAAGGCCCUUGAGGUGAAAGCAAAAUAUGAAUCGGACAUGGUUAUUGGUGGCUAUGCAGCUUUAAUACAUUUGUGCUGUCGGCAUGAUAAUGCAGAAGAUGCAUUGAACUUGAAACAAGAAUUUGACCGCUUAGAUCCUUCUGCUGUCCUUGACACUGCCAAGUACGUAGGCCUUGUAAAAGUAUUGGGAAAGCAUGGCAGGCUGCAAGAUGCUAUUAACAUCCUAAAGGAGAUGAAAGAGAAGGAUGUUCUUAUCAAAGAUGCAACAGUCUUGUCCUUUUUCCACAUUCUAAAUGGCGAAGCUUUAAGAGGUGAAACUGAAACAGUAAAACAGUUGCAUGAAGCCAUCGUGACUCUAGGAUUAGCAAAACCAACCACCAACAUAAGCUUCCCAUUGGUUACUGUACACCUGGAAAAGGAUGAUUUACCUGCUGCUCUUGAAGCCAGCAUUGACCUUUAUCAGAAGUAUAAAAUAUUACCCAGGAUUCAUGAUGUCUUGUGUAAGCUGAUUGAGAGAGGUGAAACCGAUCUAAUCCAGAAAGCGAUGGACUUUGUGAGCCAAGAGCAAGGUGAAAUGACAAUGCUAUAUGAUCUCUUCUUCGCCUUCCUACAAACAGGAAAUUACAAAGAGGCCAGGAAGAUCAUUGAGACUCCAGGCAUUAGAGCUCGACCUACAAGACUUCAGUGGUUUUGUGACAGAUGUAUUACCAGUAAUCAGGUUGAAACGCUGGAAAAAUUAGUGGAGCUAACAGAGAAACUAUUUGAAUGUGAUAGAGACCAGAUGUACUACAGCCUGCUGAAACUGUACAAAGUGAAUAGCGACUGGCAACGAGCAGAUGCUGCCUGGAAUAAAAUGCAAGAAGAAAACAUUAUUCCCCGUGAGAAGACACUAAGAUUAUUAGCAGAAAUCCUGAAGUCCAACAACCAGGAAGUUCCAUUUGAUGUUCCUGAGUUGUGGUUUGAAGAUGACAGACAUUCCCUGAGUUCUUCGUCAGCCUCAACUGUAGAAGCAGAUAUGGAGAAGACUGUGUUGGAGGCCUGCAGAUUGAGAAAGUUCAGAGAUGCAUUUACGAUGUUCCUGGAAGCACAAAAACAAAAUGUUGUAUUUAACAGUGAAACUUACAGCACUCUUAUAAGAUUACUGUUGUCGAAGGACAAUUUUACAGAAGCAAUGCAAGUGAAAGAUUUCGCUGAGACCCACAUCAAGGGCUUCACACUGAACGAUGCUGCCAACAGCCUCCUCAUCAUAACGCAAGUUAGGCGGGAUUAUUUGAAAGUGGCUCUAGAAACUCUAAAAGCAGCCUUGGAUCUGGAGCACAUCCCUUCUAAGAUAGCUGUGACCCGCCUUAUUCAGGCCUUUGCCUUGAAGGGUGACCUGGAAAGCAUAGAGGCCAUUCAGAAGAUGGUAAAUGGACUCUCCAUUGGACUCUCAAGUAUGGUUUUCAUCAACAACAUUGCUUUGGCACAAAUGAAAAACAAUAACAUAGAUGUUGCCAUAGAAAAUAUUGAACACAUGCUCACUUCAGAGAAUCGAACCAUAGAACCUCAGUACUUUGGCUUGUCAUAUUUAUUCAGAAAAGUAAUAGAGGAGCAGAUGGAACCAGCAAUCGAAAAAUUAAGCAUCAUGUCGGAGAGAUUGGCCAAUCAUUUUGCACUUUACAAACCUGUCACUGAUCUUUUCCUGCAGCUUGUGGAUUCAGGCAGGGUGGAUGAUGCCAAAGCUCUCCUACAGAGAUGUGGUGCAAUUGCCGAACAAACCUCAAUUUUCUUGGUAUUCUUUCUUAGGAAUUCUCAGAAACCAAAAAAGGCACCAGUUUUGAAGACAUUGUUGGAAUUGAUUCCUGAAUUAAGAGAAAAGGAAGAGGUGUAUUCUUCCUCCAUGAAAAGCUAUGUCUUGGACAAAGAUGUGGCCUCUGCUAAAGUGCUGUAUGAUCAUUUGACUGCAAAGAACGUGAAGCUGAAUGAACUGUUUCUGAAGCGUUACGCGUCUUUGCUGAAGCAUGCGGGCCAGCCUGUCCCUUUCACUGAGCCCCCUGAAAGCUUUGAAUUUUACAUAAAGCAGCUAAAGGAAGAAAGAGAAAGCCCUUCAUGAAAGAAGCAGGCUCUACUUUGUUUUGUAUGUAUUUGUGAACCUGUGUUUAAAUGUUAUUUCUAAGAUGUACUUGAUGAAAAAUAAACAAAUGAAAAUUA